Molecule: messenger RNA, 2085 nt
Organism: Trametes versicolor FP-101664 SS1
Lineage: Eukaryota; Fungi; Basidiomycota; Agaricomycetes; Polyporales; Polyporaceae
Exons: 10
Coding region: 30-1856 (608 amino acids)
Molecular function (GO): protein binding
Source: RefSeq, a predicted model, not a curated record
GCCAACGUUACAGCAGCUCAACUUCAGCCAUGAACAACUUCAAGCCAAAAGUCAGCAGCGAAUCGCGUGCCCUGCAAACAUACAGUCGCUACAGUCGUAGGCAGCAGCAGGACAGCGAGCCGAAGGGCAAGAAGGCCUUAGGCAAGGACAUAGGCAAGCUGAUGGAGAUUUUCAACAUGCCGCUCGACGUGUUUUUCGAGGUCACCUCGCAUUUGAAGCCGGUUGACAUCCUGCAACUCGCGCGGACGUCGAAGGAGCUGCGGCGCAUGCUCCUAUCGCGGAGCGCUCGAAGUAUCUGGAUCGCCGCACGCAAGAACGUCAUACCGCGCAUGCCGGAUUGUCCGGAGCACAUGAACGAGGCGCAAUACGCUCAUCUGAUAUUCGAGCGCGUCUGCGGUGCGUGCGGAGUGAACCAAUCCGUCAAUGUAGACUACGCCAUUCCCGGGCGUUUUUGCGGUCCCUGCUGGAAAACCAACGCGAGGAAUGGCGGAAAGCUUGCGCGCGAGGCGGGUCUCGCGAAGAAACCCGAGGUGUUCAACCUGCUGCCUAAAGCACACAUCGUCGCAUACCAGUAUAAGAUCGACCCGAUCACGGUCGUGGAUCAAGAGUCGCGCAACGCCUACUACGAGCCCGAGUUUGUAGCCGUAGCAAAGCAAUACAAGGAACUCAUUAAGGGCGGAGACCAGAAGGCCCUCCAGCAGUUUAUUGAUGAACGUAAGGCCGACACGAUCCGAAGGUUCAACUUCAAUCUUGCCAUCGGGGAAUGGGAGAAGGUGCUUUCAGAAGAGCAGUCCAAGGAAAAGGAGGGAGUUCAGCAGGAGCGCGUUGCCGCCAUCGAGGGGAAGUUACGCGAGCUCGGGUAUGCGCCUUCGGAGUACCCCGGGCCAGCCGUGGACUACGGCUUCUAUUCAAUGCUGCAUCAACCCCGCAAGCUCACCCCAAGGAUCUGGAACACGAUCCGCCCCAGGCUCGUAGAAAUCCUGGACAUGUUGCGCGAAGAGCGUGCGGAGAAGGCCUUCAAGGUGAAGUGGCAGAACCGACGGGACCAGCUCGCGCAGCACUAUCGCGCGUUCCUGGCCAAGGAUCGCGACCAGGACAAACGGAAACUCACGUUGCCUGGGUGGGAAGACAUGCUGGUCCUGUGUACCGAUGUACUCACUGGGGCGGAGCCGGACGCGGACGUCACCGCCGACGAAUGCGCGGCCAUCGAGAAGCUCGUCCUGGCCAAUGCGGACGAAUACCUCGCCAAGGCCAAACGCGACCUUGCAGCUCUCGCACGCAAGGUCAUCGAGGCAGAGAAGGCCAUGAUCAGAGGCUUACAGAGGCCAUCUCAGGCGAAGGGCAGCAAGGGGAAGGGGAAGGGGAAACAGAUGGCGUCUAGCAGCGAGUCCGAGGAGGACUUCGACGAAGAAGCCGAGCUCGCCCUUCUGGAAGCGACCACCGCCAUGUUCUCCUGCACCAGUAAAAUCCUGGCCAACCAUCCGAACUGCCGCGGAAAGCAGCCCUACCUCGGCAUGAUCCAGCACUGGCAGGAGUGCCACGGUCAGUUCCUGUGGUCGGCCGAGCCCCUCCACUAUUACCCCCCGAACUUCUACAGCCAGAAGCGCGUCGAUCGGUUCGUCGAGAUGCUCUCGCUGCCGAAGGACGCGACGAUGUCGGUUAUGGUGAAAGCGAUCGAGGACGGUCGCCGGUUUUGCUCGUGCGGCUUCCACCCCGCGGAGAAGUUCCUUGGAGAGGCUGAAUAUCUUGCGCUGUAUAGGCUGUUGACGCACUUUAAUAUGGACGAUAGCGCCAGCCAUCAGAUUGGCCUCGAACCUAUCUCGAAGGACGGUCCACAGGGAAAGGCUCAAGAAUGAUUUCUGGCCGCAUCUGAACACGCUCGGUGGCAUACCGCUUUGGCUAGCGUUGGCAGUUUAUAUAGGACGAUACCCAGGCGUUCUGUUCUUGUCUUGUGCGUCUUGUGUUUUGCGACCGGCGUGUCGUAGUCUAAUUUCUUGGUUGUAUUUUGGGCCGUUGUAUAUCUCUCCAUUGGACUCCUAGUUCCCUCGUCUCCUACUCAAUAAACUCUUGCUUCGCAUCUGAGCG